AUGGGUAAUAAAUAUAACGAUAGCGAGGUAAUUAUUCGUCGUGCUAAAAAGGAAGACAUGGUCGCGGUCGCAGAAAUGAUCCAAGAACUUGCCGAUUUCGAAAAAAUGCCUACUGGGCCGCAACUAUCUGUAAAAGAUUUGCAACGUGAUGGCUUUGAGUCUCAGCCCGCAGCAUUCAACUGCUUAGUUGCAGAGCUUACAAAGGAUAAGAGCAUAGUGGGUUAUGCUCUGUAUUUUCCAACAUAUUCUACUUGGCAAGGUCGGUCUAUGAUGUUAGAAGAUUUGUAUGUGCGGACCAGUGAGAGAAGACAUGGAGUUGGGAAUAAAUUAUUUAAUGCUGUAGCAAAAGAAGCCAAGUUGUCAGGUAGUUCCAGAUUAGACUUUCAUGUGUUAGAGUGGAAUGAUGCCAGGUCAUUUUAUGAAGGCAAGGGCGCUCUUAACUUGACUAAAUCUGAGGAAUGGUGUUAUUAUCGUCUUACCGGGGAGGCUUUGGCAGUCACAGCAGAUCAGGCAGGAGAUUUGAAG
Molecule: messenger RNA, 525 nt
Organism: Brenthis ino (lesser marbled fritillary)
Lineage: Eukaryota; Metazoa; Arthropoda; Insecta; Lepidoptera; Nymphalidae
Source: the annotation of a GenBank genome assembly